This is a messenger RNA of Sclerotinia borealis F-4128, 2094 nucleotides long. Lineage: Eukaryota; Fungi; Ascomycota; Leotiomycetes; Helotiales; Sclerotiniaceae. The record is from the annotation of a GenBank genome assembly.
AUGGCGGAUGUAGUUGAUGAUGGGUGGACAGUAGUGGUCGGUCAACCAGCCAGUGAGAUUCGCGAAAAGAAACAGAUUGAAGAAUGGGAGCGCUCGAAAGGGGGAUGGUCUGGAUUUGGUAAACACCCCCAAAACUGGACUGACCUUAAGAAAUUACACCUAUCGACGGAGAAAGAGUUGGGAUCUGGAAGCUAUGGGCUUGUGCAGCGCGUUACGUAUGGUGCUGUUACCAUGGCCCGCAAACAUGUGGUACCUCGUGGUGGAAUGACGGUCGAAAAGCUUCGAGAGGAAGCUAAUGCCAUGGAGGAAUUGGCACAUAAACAUAUUUUGAAGCUGGUUGGGACUUAUACCUUGAAGCGCAAACAUUUAUACCUCCUCCUUUACCCCGCGGCAACUUGCGAUUUGAGCACAUUUCUCGAUGAUAUAGAUGGGAUUCGUUCGGACACGUGCGCGGAUAGGGACGAUGCCAUGAAAAGACUUCAUGCCCUUGGGCUUAAGGAUAUUGGAAAAAUCGAUGAUUUGUGCAUGUUGAGGCGACCAAUACCCCCUUCGGAUUGUUCGACACAUAUAAGGAGAACAGAAACCGCAUUGGGAUUCCUACAACAAGUUAUGGGUUGCAUUACGGAAGCAUUGGGAUUUGUUCACGAAAAAGGUAUCCGGCAUCGGGAUCUAAAGCCAAAGAAUAUUUUGUUGAGUCCGGGUCGGGUAUACCUCGCCGAUUUCGGUAUCGCGAGAGAUGUCAGAGAAUCUGAGAAUAGUAUAACCUGCGGCAGAUAUGGUACCGCGUCAUGGAUAGCUCCGGAGGUAUAUGAUGGAGAAGAUCAUCAUAUGUCAAGGGCAGAUGUCUUUUCCCUCGGUUGUAUAUUCCUCAAUAUGGCGACAGUAUUAUAUGGAGAUUCAAUUGAAUUGGCGACAUUUGACGAAGUAAUGAAGGAGAAGGAAUGGCCUACAAAAUAUGAGAUGCUGUCAGCUCAUUUGAAUGAACUACGGAACAAGGCAAUAAGGGCAGCGCUGGCUGAUGAAGAAGAGCCCAAUUUUGACGCUAAGAAUAUACUAGGCCUUGUGGAAAAGAUGUUGUUAUAUGAUGCUGGACAACGACCUACGGUAAAGGAGGUUAACGAAAGGUUAUGUGAACUUGGGGGUCUGGAUCAAAUCUAUCAUCUAUCUUGCUGUCAUAAAAAGAAUGACGUUAUGUCUCAAUCAAUAAAUUCGAAGAUGAGAACUAUUUCCGAAAGUAGUCUUUCAUCUAAGCUCAAAAUCUCUGAACUCGAGAUGGAGAAUCGUACUCUGAGAGAACGUCUCACAACUCUUCAAAACAAAGACCAAACAUACGAAUUACGAAUUGAGCAUGAACGCAAUCAUGCGAAGAAACAAAACGAUGUACUUAAAGAGCGAUAUGAAAAACAACUGAAGGCACAAACAGAAGCCUUGACCCGUGCAGAAGAGCGUAUCAAGGCAUUAGAAACCAACGGCAGUCAUAAACGACGCUCAUCUCACAACAGAGGCAGAGGCCGGAAUAUUCCCCAAGGAAGUCUCCACACCAACGGUAACCUCAAUAUCAACAAUCUAGCUGUUCAUACAAACCACAACCACACCAUUCAACCUACGAAACCAAACUCGGGCCCCAAAACACCCGAAGGAUAUUUUACAAACAUUCCACAGAGAAAUGCAAGUUUCACCAAUCUAAAAGAUACCACACUCCAGCGCCGACCCUCUGGUAUUCCAAUACCUACUCGCUCAUCAACACCAAUCAUCACACCUAAUAGACCGGCAUUCCAUUCCCCUGGAAGUGGAAAUAGUACAUUGGUUAGUAGUACACAUUCGGUAUUCUCGAAUAAGGGUGGUGCGCAGACGGAUGGAAGUAUUACUUCGGUAGAGAGUCCAAGUGAGACGAUGAGUCCGCCUGAUAGUCCGAUUGAUGGUUUGAGGAUGGGGGAAUCGACUUCGCACUUGAUGAAAGGACCGCAAUUGGAGAGUACGAGGCUAAAGAUAGAGGGGAAAGAAAAGAUGAAGGAGAAGGAGAGGACGAUUAAACCCACUUGGGCGAAAAUGGUGAGAGGGGAAAUAGAGGACGACAUUGGGAAGAAAAUCUAA